UUUCUUUCAUUAGAAAUAGUUUUAUUGAAAAUUUUAAUGCGUUCUAUUUUCCAAGCAGUCGCGCAGCUAACUGAGCUUCUGAAAACGACGCUCUUCACUCUUUCGUGUUUUUAGUAUUUGAGGUCGUGAGUUUUACUGUGUAAACAUGGAAUUAGCGUCCUAAGACUCUGUAUGGCUGUUGUACCCCAAAGAUAAGCUAUGGCACAAGACAAAAAAGAACAGAAAUCAGAGUUGCGUCAGAAAACAUUAAGACCGACAGCUGACAGAAAUAAUGAUUUGAAAAGGCGAGAGAAGAGAGAAAAGGAAAAUGCGCCAACUAAGGUUGUAGUGAGACGUCUGCCACCGAGUCUAAGUCCAGAAGAGUUCUUGGAACAGAUCGCUCCCGUCCCAGAGCAUACGGACUUCUAUUUCUGUAGGCCUGACAUGAGUUUGGGGUCCAAUGCAGUGUCAAGAGCUUACAUCAACUUUGCCAAAUUUGAGGACAUUUGCUUGUUCAGGGAAAAAUUUGAUGGUUAUGUGUUUUUGGAUUCCAAAGGUAAUGAAUACCCAGUUGUGGUGGAAUUUGCACCGUAUCAAAAAUGUGCCAAGAAAAAAGCAAAGAAACCAGACCCUAAGAAAGGCACAAUAGAACAAGAUCCAGAUUAUAUAAAGUUUCUGGAGAGCUUGGAGAACCCAGAAGAUGCACCUGCACAAACCAUAGAGAACUUAGUGGAAGAGAUUGAGACCAAGGAAAGAGAACAGAAAGCCUCAGCUGGGGUGAAGUCCAGCACACCAUUGUUAGACUACUUGAAGAGGAAGAAAGAGGAAAGAAGAGCAGCACUGCAGAGAAUGAGAGAAGAGAGGAAGAGGAAAGAACAAGAAAAAAAAAAUGAGGACCAUGAUAUCUUUCUUCAGAAAUUACAGAUUGAGAUGUUUCUGAAGGCUCAGCUGCUUAAGAACCCAGACAGAGACAAAGGCAGAGACAGUGAGAAGUAUGGGAGGAAUACAAAGGAAGACAGGCCAGGUCAGGAGAAGUCUCCUGUCAAGGAGACCAGCAACAGUAGACCACAGAGUGGGAAGGAGCGGGACAGGGAAAGAAACAGACCAGGCAGUUCCAAGAAAGACUCCGAAAGGAAAGAUUUCAAAGACACAAAAAAGGAUGAGAAGCUGACAGAAAAGGAAAAAUCUGAUGCUACACAACCUGGCCCUAAGGAAGAUAAAUCAAAGCCAGUUCCUCAAACCAAGAAGGACGAGAAACCUUCAGAAGCUUCAGAAACCAGAGAGGGUAACAAAGGUGCUACAGAUAUGGCUGCCAAGCGUAUUGGUGAUGAAAAUAGUAAAGGAAGCGACAGCUCGGGAAAGGAGGAGGGAGCAGGCGAGAAAAAGGAGAGACGACGUUAUAAGGAUCGCCCAGAGCGUGCCAUCUAUGUCCCUGGCAGACGGCGUCAAGAAAUAGAGAAGCAAAAGAAGGAACCUGAAGGUCAAGGUCAAGGAGAAAGCUAG
This is a messenger RNA of Lingula anatina, 1482 nucleotides long. RefSeq lists its product as uncharacterized. Gene Ontology annotation, biological process: positive regulation of translation; nuclear-transcribed mRNA catabolic process, nonsense-mediated decay. Lineage: Eukaryota; Metazoa; Brachiopoda; Lingulata; Lingulida; Lingulidae. Gene Ontology annotation, cellular component: nucleolus; cytoplasm. Gene Ontology annotation, molecular function: mRNA binding. The record is from RefSeq and is a predicted model, not a curated record.